CUCCGCGGAGGCGGUGCGGAAGCGCGCUCCGCUGCGGAGGGUCGGCGGUACUGGCCGGGCUGCGGCGCGAUGCGGGGCGGCUGUAGCCUCUUCCCGCUCUUGCUCUUGGCGCUGCUGCGCGGGCUGUGCCGUGGCAGGGAGACGGCUCCGGGCGCUGUUACCUGCGGCUCGGUGCUGAAGCUGCUCAACACCCGCCACAGCGUGCGGCUGCACUCGCACGAGGUCAAGUACGGCUCCGGAAGUGGGCAACAGUCAGUGACAGGAGUUGAAGCUUCAGAUGAUGCCAACAGUUACUGGCGGAUUCGUGGGAAGAGUGAUGGCAGUUGCCAACGCGGAACACCAGUGAAAUGUGGGCAAGCUAUACGCCUUACCCAUGUUAACACAGGAAAAAACUUACACACUCAUCACUUCCCAUCACCGCUCUCCAAUAACCAAGAAGUAAGUGCCUUUGGUGAUGAUGGCGAAGGAGAUGACCUCGAUAUAUGGAUUGUUCAAUGCAGUGGGACUUACUGGGAGCGGGAGGAUGCAGUGCGCUUCAAGCACGUAGGAACCGAGGUGUUCCUGUCAAUAACAGGGGAACAGUAUGGCCAUCCCAUUAGAGGCCAACGGGAAGUUCAUGGCAUGCCUACUGCUAAUCAUCACAACUAUUGGAAGGCAAUGGAAGGAGUCUUCAUCAAACCCAGUAUGGACCCUGCAAAACAUGAUGAGCUCUGAAGUGAUGGAGGAUCCAAAACGCUUCAGCUUACUCCAGUGUUCGGAGAUGCUAAUCCUUGGUCCCUUAUAGGUCCUACCUUGCCUAAGUGACUGACUCUCUGUAUUACUGAAGGGCAUUAGUUCAUUCUGAGAAUGCAGCACUUCUGUGGGGAAUGGCAUCUGCUGGGUUCAGCCACUGCAAUUUAUUUGGCGAAAUCCUUUCAAGCUUAAUUGAUGAAACUAGUUCAUACAUCUGUUAGUUUGCGUUGUCAUUUGUUUUGCUUGUUACUUUUUCUCAAAUUUAAAAGAAGAGGAAAAACUGACAUAGUAUGUUUCUGUUGUCCCAAGUAAAAGAAAACAUUGUAUUUUGUAAUCUUUUUCCAGUUAUAAUUAAAUAUUUGGAAACUGA
Molecule: messenger RNA, 1102 nt
Organism: Phalacrocorax carbo (great cormorant)
Lineage: Eukaryota; Metazoa; Chordata; Aves; Suliformes; Phalacrocoracidae
Source: RefSeq, a predicted model, not a curated record